Molecule: messenger RNA, 2280 nt
Organism: Austrofundulus limnaeus
Lineage: Eukaryota; Metazoa; Chordata; Actinopteri; Cyprinodontiformes; Rivulidae
Product: four and a half LIM domains protein 3
Exons: 6
Coding region: 1111-2118 (335 amino acids)
Biological process (GO): actin cytoskeleton organization
Cellular component (GO): Z disc; nucleus; stress fiber
Molecular function (GO): transcription coregulator activity; actin binding; GTP binding
Source: RefSeq, a predicted model, not a curated record
AUCUCCUGCAGCUCCUUCAUCAGGUGGACCUCUUCGACCUUCGACAGCGAGAUGAUCUUCAAAGGAACCGGAGCUCUGAUCUUCAUCAUCGAUGCUCAGGUAGAAGAACCCAGCAGCUGGUCUGUUCUGGACCUGACGUGUUCGUAGAAGAUGUUCCUUCCUGUGAUCAGAGCUCCUCUCUGGUUCUGGUUCUGGUUCUGGUCUGCGUCCUCAGAGAGGAGAACCUCCAGAGGAAAGGUGGACCUUCUUCUGAUUUGUUUGUUUUGACGUCACAGUGUUCAGAAGUGAACGGUUCUGGUUCUGGUCUGAUCGAUUAGAACCUCCACUGUUUACAGAAAGCAUCCAUGAGGUCUUUGAAGUGGGCGGGUCUUUGAAGUGGGCGGGUCUUUGAAGUGGGCGGGUCUUCAGACGGCGCCUCCUGGACCCUGGCUAGUUCCUCCAGCAGCCAGCUGACAGGUCUGAAGAGCGUCGCCCUCAGCGGGAGCCUCGYGUAAAACUCCCAUCAUGCAUCACUGUCCCCGUCUGCUCUGAUUGGUCAGCUGAAGCUCCGCCCACCUUCUGCAUCUGCUCUGGGUUUAUAUGUGGACCUGGUUCUGAUUGGCUGCAGGUUAGGUGUCAGAUGUCAGAUGCAGACUGAGGCUUUUAUUGUGAAGGAGCCUUACCUGGAACAGCUUCAUCAUCAUCAUCAUCAUCAUCACUCUGGAUCAGAUCAGUUUCACCAAACGAACCUCGUGUCGUGUUAACGAUAAUUAAAGUUUUAAUUAAAAGGAGAGUUCUUACUGAUUGAAGUGUGGUUUAAUAGUAAGGUCAGUAAAUAUCUUACCUGCUACAGGUAGCUCUUCAAACAACUUUAGUUUUAUUCUGACAGGGCUGAUGAGCUAAAGGCUAGUCUGAACCGACCCGUGAAGAUGAGUCCAAACUGAGUGAAGUCUGGUCUCAGGUUCUGGUUCUGGUUCUGGUUCUGGUUCUGGUUCUGAUGGACCUUUCAGAUUUAUCAUGAUGCGGUUUUUGAAUAAAAAAGGUUUUAUAAUUUGCUGAGUCAUGUUCUGUGUGAUCUGCUGAGUCACCAGCAGAGGGCAGAACAUCCACAGGUUCAUCCUUCCUCCUCUGAUGAAGACGAGCAGAUCAGAACCUGGACCUGAUCCGGUUUCUCCUGCAUCAGAACCUAACUGGACUGAAACCUUUGACCUCGUGUUGAAGUCAGCAGAACCAUGGUCCUGUUCUGGUUCUACAGUCUGCUGCAGCUCCGGUCUGGCCUCAGGGAGGAUCCUCUGGAGUCCAGACUCUGGAGGAGGUCCUGGAGGAGGAGCACAGAGACCAGGAGGUGUUCCGGGCUCUGGGUCCGGCCCCUCAGACUCAGACUUCAUUCUGAACCCGGAGCUUCACCGAGGAUCUGGUUCUGCUCAGGUUCUGGAGGAGCUGUCCUACGAGGACAGGUUCUACCACGAGCUGUGCUUCAGGUGUGUCAGGUGUGAGCGCUCUCUGGCAGGUGAAGCCUUCACCUGUCAGGACCAGGCUCUGCUCUGCAGCAGCUGCUUCUGCAGCAGCCAGGUGUGGUCCAGGUGUGCAGCGUGUGACGGAGCCAUGACCCCAGGCUCCAGGAUGUUGGAGUACGGCGGCGCCGCCUGGCACCAGACCUGCUUCCUGUGUCAUGGCUGCCAGAAACCCAUCGGGUCCGAGGGCUUCGUGCCYGACAGCAGCCGGUUUUACUGCGUGCCGUGCUACGAGAGGCAGGUGGCCCCGCGCUGCAGCCGCUGCAACAAGGCCCUGACUAAAGGCGGGGUCACCUACAGGGACCAGGUGUGGCACAAAGACUGCUUCCUGUGCAGCGGCUGCAGAGCUCCUCUGGCCAAUCAGCCGUUCACCUCUCAGGAGGAGAGUCCGUUCUGCAUCACCUGUUUCAGCAACCUGCACGCCAAGAAAUGUUCCGGAUGCCACGCCCCCAUCACAGGGUUCGGAGACGGGAAGUACGUGUCCUUCGAGGAGCGCCAGUGGCACCAGCCCUGCUUCAAGUGCUCCCGCUGCUCCGUGUCUCUGCUGGGUUCUGGGUUCUACCCCGACCGGGACCAGAUCCUSUGCAAAGACUGCAACACUGAGGAAGAGGAGGAGGAGGACUGAGGAAGGACAGGCUCACUGCUUCCAGGAUGUCCUCACAGAUAAAAAUCACUUCAAGAAAAAAUAAAAUAUAAUUUCUACACAAAGAAUAAACAUUUUAUUUUUCUUUAAUCUGACAGAAUAAUGUUUCUUCAUCAACGUUUAGGAUUAAAGAUUAUAAUCUGA